Molecule: messenger RNA, 426 nt
Organism: Phaedon cochleariae (mustard beetle)
Lineage: Eukaryota; Metazoa; Arthropoda; Insecta; Coleoptera; Chrysomelidae
Source: the annotation of a GenBank genome assembly
AUGGAUAUUCGCGAUACCAAAUUCGACCGUCCUAUGGACGUCCUGAGGAUGUCCAUGCAACAUAAUUGUGCUAUCAGGGCGAAUGCUGAAGAACUCUACUCAGAAAUCCAACCUGCCCUUCGUUGCGGAUAUCAUGUCGUUCCAAGGAAAAUAUGGGGCCACACAGAUUUUCUGAGAGCCAAGGACCUUUCCACUGCUGCUGAAAAAGACCUUUCGCCGCUGCAGUUGGUAACACUCAUUGUCAAAGAAUUUCUUAAUAUUAUCUCCACAUUCGGGAACAUGCUUAAAAUACUGAAACUUUUUAUAAACUGCAACAAACCCUUUGAGGUUCUGGCAGAAAAAGAUCGCUCGACCUCGGUGUCAGAUUUUGAAAACUGCGCCAAAUGGACGCAUUCUUCUGCAGAGGUUUCUUCUACAUCAGUAUAG